Molecule: messenger RNA, 2259 nt
Organism: Mesocestoides corti
Lineage: Eukaryota; Metazoa; Platyhelminthes; Cestoda; Cyclophyllidea; Mesocestoididae
Source: the annotation of a GenBank genome assembly
AUGCCGGCCACGGAGAGUGCCGAGGACGACAAUUUCCCAUGGGCUGAGCAGUUGCCACUGACGGAAGGACGCCGUUCCGUAAAUCGUACCUCUCUCCGAAAACUCCACCUCAGCCGUGCUAAACUCAAAGCUUCUAGUCGGGCCAGUGCUCUUCUCUCUGGCUUUGCUAUGAUGGCUAUGAUUGAACUUACAAUAGAAAAUGACGAGGAUAAUCGCGUCCCGGAAGCUCUUUUGGUGGUUUUUACGGCGUUCGCAUCACUCUUGGUCGUGGUCCACAUCACAGCCCUAAUGAUAAGUACUUGUAUACUUCCGCAACUCGAGUGUUACAUCAGUAUGUGUGAGAAUUCGGACGGAGGCGUCGAUUCCCCUUAUGAGAAGGUUCGUGGAUAUAUUGAAAUGGCCUGGAUCUUUAGUACUGCCCUCGGCAUGCUGCUCUUUCUCGUCGUUGUUGUACUGGCGUGCUGGGUUAAAUUCUGGAAUAUCUCAAAGUGGUCGGCAGGUGUCUGCUUCCUCAUUGUCGGUCCUGUGGUUCUCGUCUUUGUGUUAUUUGCCAUCUUCUUCUAUAGAACCCUGAUAUCCUUUAAGUAUCAGCAUGCUUCGAAGAUGGCCGAAUUCUUUGAUUUUGUUGUCAUCGGAGGCGGAAUUGCCGGUGUUGUAUGCACGCAAACCCUUUGUGAGUUGAUCGCUCCGUCCCCAUACAAUCUGCCUGUGGCAAACCACCCCCCAGGUGGCGCCUCUCCCCAGCUCCGCGUUUGCUUCAUUUCAACUACACCCACCCUCAAGACGGCAGUCAAUGUGCGCCACGUCACUCGCAUGCUCGAGAGCUUCGACGUAGUGGAGAAGCCCUGUGAAGACUGGUCCCGAGCGUGGUCCAACAUCUUGACCGUUAUAAUUGAUAAAGUGGAUAGAGUGAACUCUGAAGAUCGCUUAGUGUACUUGCUGCAUCGAAAGGACCGCCCCGUGAAAUAUGGUCGUAUUUGCAUUGCAACGGGCGGUUUGCCUCGGGCAAUUUGUCCGGAACACCCUCUCGUCUUAACCCUCCGUGAUACUGAGUCAAUUGUUCAAUUUCGAUCUCGGCUUUCAGAUGCACGCCGUGUUGUACUUGUCGGCAACGGGGGUAUAGCUACGGAGGUGGCCUACGAAAUCGAAGGCUGUCAGGUUAUAUGGGUGGUGAAGCACGAGAACAUUUCAGUGCCCUUCCUCGAUGCCGCUGCCUCCCAGUUUCUCCUGCGAAGCAGAUCAGAAAAGUCAAAGGCAGCACUGGGGUCAGGGGGCGACCGUAAUGCUAAAACGGCUCCACUGAUCCAGACCUUGCGUUAUACACUCGCCGACCGGAAUAGUGAGAGCCAAAAUUACCGACUGGUCUCUCUUAAGGGUGAGGACGGGGAAAAACUGAUCGGCUCUGCUCUCGGACCGGAUUGGACUCAAGGAUUACGCUUCACCGGCAUCAUCGAGGAGGGGUCGCUCACGCGGCAACUUAAGGUCGUCUACCAGUGCCAAGUCGACCGAAUUCUUUCCCCCUCGGAGUUUGCUGAUUCCGGUGAAACUUCAGUCGAGGCCGACGAAGAGGGUCCCCUCUUGCCUUCCUUUGCACCUUCAAAUUGGCCUCUGUAUGUCCGCUUGACCAAUGGCGAGUGCUACGGGGCGGACUUUAUUAUUAGUGCGACGGGAGUUGACGCCAAUCUCACGUCUACGUCUUGCACCCCUCUGAUCGAGGCAGACCAGGACAUCAAGACGGCCUCGGCCUCCGAGGGAGGUGGGCUGGUUGUCAACGCGCUGAUGCAGUGCUCCGUGCCCGAGGUUUAUGCGGCCGGUGACUGUGCCUAUGCCGGUUGGCACCCCAAGUCCCCGCACUGGUUUCAAAUGCGCCUGUGGUCCCAGGCUCGUCAGACGGCGUUUCAGGCGGCCAAAAGCAUGUUCUAUCAUACCAUGGGUGAGGAAGUCCCCCUGGAUUUCUCCUUCGAGAUAUUUGCGCACAUGACACACUUCUUCGGUUUCAAGGUAGUUCUUCUGGGCGCUUUUAACGGUCAAGGAUUGGAUCUAACGUCCCCUGACGUUACGGUCCUACUGCGCAUCACACCGGGCCAGGAGUACGUGAAAUGUAUCAUGCUGAAUGGACGAAUGCAAGGGGCUCUCCUGAUAGGCGAAACAGAUUUGGAGGAGACCUUUGAGAAUGUCAUCCUUAAUCAACUAGACCUGUCGUCGUUCGGAGAACACCUCCUUGAUCCUAAUAUCGACAUUUCGGAUUACUUUGACUAA